Molecule: messenger RNA, 2407 nt
Organism: Phoenix dactylifera (date palm)
Lineage: Eukaryota; Viridiplantae; Streptophyta; Magnoliopsida; Arecales; Arecaceae
Product: Leucine-rich repeat (LRR) family protein
Molecular function (GO): protein binding
Source: RefSeq, a predicted model, not a curated record
AAGAAACCAUCAGUCAUCUCCAUGAGGCCAUUAAACCACUAAUCUCUGAGCUUCACUGAGUCCCUCUUUGAUUGGUGUUCAUCGUUUAGUUGGUAUUCAUAGAUGGGAAAAAUUCAAAAAACAGUGCGCUCCAACGUUCAAAAAAAAUAUUAUAACCCUCGUGAUGUUUCGCAAAGUUACAUGUGAACAAAGUAAAAGAAGUCAUCCCAUACCCUAUAAAUUGGCAGCAGCACCAGUUCAUCAUCAGGCCUUCCUCCCUACGUUAAGAAACAAAGGAACUCCCUUUUGCCCUUCUCCCAUUCCCUUUGCUUCUUCUCCCACCAGCUUCCACAGUCCCAUAUAUUCUCUCAACCACAGCCCCAAACAAAUCAAAACCCACUACCACCAAAUGAAGAAUUCCAAAUGGGCCUUGAAGCUUUGCUUCAUCUUUACUUAUCUGGUUAUGUUCUCAUCUCAUUCCUUGGCUCAAGGAGGUGGUGAUGAUGGCUUUCCACCUUGCUCACAGGCAGACAGAGCAGCCCUCCUCAGCUUCAAAGCCGGCAUCUCAAUGGACACCACAGGCAUCCUGUCCUCAUGGACUGGUCUUGACUGCUGUGGAGCUUGGGAGGGAAUAGAAUGCCACCCCACCACAGGGAGGGUCAUCAGCUUGCAACUUCAAAGGCCUCAAGGUGAAGGUGGUAAUGCCCUUUUCAUGAGGGGCACUCUCUCCCCAUCUUUGGGUAGCCUCCAGUUCUUGGAAGCGUUGGUGAUCAGUGGAAUGAAGCAGAUUAGAGGUACCAUUCCUGAGAGGUUGUCAGGGUUGGCCCACCUCACCCAGCUUUACCUUGAGGGCAACAUGCUUCAAGGCUUCAUCCCUUCAAGCUUGGGGAGGUUAACCUCCCUGAAGGCCCUCUCACUGAGUGGGAACCAAUUGCAAGGCCAGUUGCCUCCAAGCCUGGGGUCUAUUGGUGGUUUGCUUCAAAUUAAUGUUGGAAGGAAUCUUCUGACAGGUCCAGUACCACCCACUUAUAAAAAUCUUCAUGGUUUGCAAUCUCUUGAUCUCAGCUACAACUCUUUCUCUGGGGGAAUUCCUAGUUUUUCAGGCCAGUUUCAGAACCUGACCCUUUUGGACCUUUCCCAUAACCAGUUCUCAGGAGAGAUACCUAUGUCCCUUUGUAGUUUGUCUAAUGUCUUGGACAUCUCAUUGAGCUACAACAAGCUCACAGGUGAAAUCCCAAGCCAGAUUGAUAGGCUAAGGCCCCUCAGUACCCUGUCUCUAAGUAAUAAUCUUCUUACUGGCUCCAUUCCAGAAUCACUUGCAAAGCUAGAAAAGCUAUGGUAUCUCAAUCUUUCAAGAAAUGGAUUCUCAGGUUCCCUGCCAAGUAGACUAGCAAAUGGAUUGCCUUCCCUUCUAUCCAUGGACCUGUCCUACAAUAGCUUGCACUUGGGAACCAUCCCAGAUUGGGUGAAGAACAGAGGGCUCAGAGAUCUCCACCUAGCAGGCUGCAAUAUAAAGGGAGACUUUGCAACUUAUACACUACCAGAUUCCCUAAACUCCAUAGACCUCUCUGAGAAUUAUCUCACAGGGAGGAUCGACAAGUUCUUCAGCAACAUGACAAUCUUGCAGGAAAUAAAACUCUCCAGCAACAUGCUUAGAUCCAACAUCUCAAGUAUUGUGCUGCCAGAUGGUCUCACCUUGCUUGACCUCCAUUCUAAUCAGCUCUAUGGGUCAGUUUCAGGUCUCCUGCAGAAGGGCAGCAAGUUUUUACAAGUAUUGGAUCUCUCACACAACAAGAUCACUGGUGGGCUCCCUGAGUUCAGUGAAGGGAUGGAAUUGAAAUGGCUUGACCUGUCAAGGAAUGGACUCACAGGCCAAAUACCAAGCUCCAUUUUGAAGCUGGCUAGCCUGGAGAGGCUGGAUCUUUCUAGGAAUCAAUUCAAAGGGAUCAUACCUGCAAGCAUGGGCCAAAUGGUGAGGCUGGAAUGGUUAGACCUGUCAAGCAAUGGUCUCACAGGGAGAAUACCAAUGAGUUUCACUGGACUUGUAAACAUCAAGCAUGCAAGCUUCAGGGCUAAUAGAUUCUGCGGGCAGAUACCCCAAACACGGCCCUUCAACAUCUUUCCUGUGGUUGCUUAUGAACAUAAUCUAUGCCUUUGUGGCAAACCUCUGCCACCCUGCAAGAAGCAAGAAGCUUUCAUAGGUGGAAGAAACUAGUCGGCAAAAUGAUGACUCAGCUAUCAAAUGGCCAACAACAUUCCAAGUCAGUAUCAGUGGGAGGGUAAUGAGGGUAUUACUUUGCUUCAUGCAGGAUUUGUAUUCUUCUCUUUUUUUUUUUACAUAUACAAUGCUUAUUCUUUUGUCUUCACUAGCGCUGUACUUAGACUUACCAGUGUUCAAAAGAAAGGUUAUGAAGAAAUAAGUAAUCAA